UGGAAAUUAAGGGCUUGCCAAGGCGGGGAACUGGCCCGAUGAACCUUGCUCAUUUCUGAUUGGGACCCUGAAGGGUGGCACUCUGGAAUGAGGGUGACCGGGAUGCCGGCAGGCCCUCUCAGGCCUCCGCUCAGCUCUGCGUCAUCUCACCGCCUGAGAUUGCGUUGAGGUGCUUCUAGAUUGUUGCCCCACAGGCACCGAGCAGAAGCAAACUUAACUUUUCUCUGAAGAUUUAUAACAUCAUCUUAGCGUUGAAAUUGUUUCUGCAAUUUUAAAAUUCAGUGUCUGGUAUAUGGUAAAAAAAAAAAAAAAAAAAAAAAAAAAAAGCAGGCAACAGAGAGACAUGACAAUAACAAGAACAGACCCACAGCAGCUCCACAUAUCAGAGCCACUGGGCACAGAUAUUGGAAUAACUGUGCCUGCUAUGUGCAUAGAGAUAAAGGACACAAUUUAGAAUUUUGGCAGAGAACUGGGAACUAAACUAAAUCCACGUGGAUGUUCUAGAACUGAAAAAUACAAAUUCUGAAAUGAGCAACUCAUUGGAUGGGCUUAAUAGCAAAUUAGACACAUCAAAAGAAAAACUUGGAGCCUUUUGGCUCUCUGAGCAGCACCAUGGCGUCAGCAAGAACAGGAGUCUUAUGAAAGGCGGCAAAAAGGGAGCCAAGAAGAAAGCGGUUGACCCAUUUUCUAAGAAAGAAUGGUAUGAUGUGAAAGCACCAGCUAUGUUCAAUGUAAGAAAUAUUGGGAAAACACUAGUCACGAGAACUCAGGGAACCAAAAUCUCAUCUGACGGCCUCAAGUGUUGUGUUUUUGAAGUGAGCCUUGCUGAUCUGCAGAAUGAUGAGUUUGCAUUUAGAAAAUUCAAGCUAAUUACUGAGGAUGUUCAGGGCAAAAACUGCCUGAAUAAUUUCUGUGGCAUGGAUAUUACCCAUGACAAAAUGUGCUCCAUGGUCAAAAAAUGUCAGACCAUGAUUGAAGCUCACGUUGAUGUCAAGACCAAUGAUGGCUAUUUGCUUCAUCUAUCCUGUGUGGGUUUUACUAAAAAACACAACAGUCAGAUUCGGAAGACCUUUUAUGCCCAGCACCAGCAGGUCCACCAGAUCUGCAAGAAGAUGAGGGAAAUCAUGACCCGAGAGCUGCAGACAAAUGACUUGAAAGAGGUGGUCAAUAAAUUGAUUCCAGACAGCAUUGGAAAAGACAUAGAAAAGGCUUGCCAAUCUAUUUAUCUGCUCCAUGAUGUCAUUGUUAGAAAGGUAAAAAUGAUGAAGAAGCCCAAGUUUGAAUUGGGAAAACUCAUGGAGCUACGGGGUGAAGGUAGUCGUUCUGGAAAAGCUACUGGGGACGAGGCAGGUGCUCGAGUUGAACGAGCUGAUGGACAUGAGCCAAGGAUCUGCUGAAAAUUCAGACUUUUAAUGGUGACAAAUAUCUUUUUUUAUGAAAAAAAAAAUUGGAGACUUGGGACAUAGGACAGAAGAAAAUAUCCAGUGUGAUGCACGGAGACGCACAAAAAGUUGAAAAUAAAGAAGAGAGGAUGAGGGACAUGGAGGAUAAAGGGACAAGGUCUCAUAUCCAUGUGGCUGGAGUCACAGAAGGAGAGGAGAGAGAGAGAAUGGGGCAGAAACCACAUCCAUAGAGAGAACGGCUGAUAACUUCCCCAAAUAACAAAAGACAUCAAGCCGUAGAUUCAAGAAGCUCUAAAUGCCCCAAGCAAGAAAAAUAAAAGAAAUCCAUAUGUAGCAUAUCAUAGUAUUGUUGGAAAAUGAAAGACAAAGAGAAAAUCUUAAAAUCAGCCAGAGGGAGGAAAAAGGAGAAACAGAAACAAUGGAAGCUGGAUGACCUGGUGUAUUUUUUAAAGUUCUAAAAGAGAAAGCUACCAAUCUGGAUCUAAGCCCAGUGAAAUGUAUUUCAAGAAGGAAGGCAAGAAAGGUUCUAAACAAAGCUGAGAAAAUGUGUUACCAGUAGACUGUCGCUAUAGGAAACAUAAAAGGGUAUUUUUCAGGCAGAGCAAAAACAGUCACAGAUGAAAAGUCAGAAAUACGGGAAGGCAUGAAUUAAGAAAAAGUCAACAUGUAGGUGAGUGAAUAUUGACUGUAUGAACCAAAAAACUGAUGUCUUAUGGGUGUGUGUAUGUGUGUAUGUAUACAUCUGAAAUCCACGAUAAAAAUAGCAUAUAAAUUGGGAAGGGGAUAAAUAGAGUUAGUAUUGUAAUAAGGCUCUUGCAUUGUCUGGGAAGGGAAAAUGGUAAGAAUAUCAAUUAAUGUUAGACUUUAAGUCAAGGAUGCUUAUUGUCAU
Molecule: messenger RNA, 2292 nt
Organism: Physeter macrocephalus (sperm whale)
Lineage: Eukaryota; Metazoa; Chordata; Mammalia; Artiodactyla; Physeteridae
Product: 40S ribosomal protein S3a-like
Biological process (GO): translation
Cellular component (GO): cytosol; ribosome
Molecular function (GO): structural constituent of ribosome
Source: RefSeq, a predicted model, not a curated record